AUGGAUUAUACAUUAUUUCCAACCAUACCUGUAUACUUAGAACGACCAAGUUUAGAUCAAAGUUGGGGUUUUCGUCUUCAAGGUGGCACUGACUAUAGAAUGCCAUUAUCGAUUAAAAAGGUAGUAUCUAAUUCACCUUCACACAAUAAAGUUUAUCCAGGUGAUGGUAUUGCUUCUAUUGAUGGACAAGAUGCACAAUCAAUGACACAUGAAGAUGCCGAAAAUAUAAUUCGUAAUUCAUUACGUUUACAACUUGUUCUUCAACGAGGUCAACUAAAUACAAUUCGUCCAUCAAAACCAUCGGUUAAAUUCGGUCCUGGACCAGCUACACAUGUCAAUUCAGCAUUAAAUAAUUCAACAACACCAAAUAAUUAUCGUCGUUUUUAA
Adineta steineri is the source of this 387-nucleotide messenger RNA. The record is from the annotation of a GenBank genome assembly. Lineage: Eukaryota; Metazoa; Rotifera; Eurotatoria; Adinetida; Adinetidae.